Molecule: messenger RNA, 976 nt
Organism: Saccostrea cuccullata (small rock oyster)
Lineage: Eukaryota; Metazoa; Mollusca; Bivalvia; Ostreida; Ostreidae
Product: adenosine receptor A3-like
Exons: 2
Coding region: 5-976 (323 amino acids)
Biological process (GO): G protein-coupled receptor signaling pathway
Cellular component (GO): plasma membrane
Molecular function (GO): G protein-coupled receptor activity
Source: RefSeq, a predicted model, not a curated record
UAUUAUGAAUCAUUUUUCUACGUUGUAUAUAAUCAUCAACGUCAUAUGCACCGCCAUUGGUGUCAGCACGGUUUUCUGUAAUACGCUGGCUGCCAUCUUGAUUCUGAAGAAAAAGCGUCACUGGGAUAAUUCUUUGAAUUUCAUUCUUCAUCUCUGUAUAGCCGACAACCUUGCCGGAAUUCUAAUUUUGUGGAAUGUGAUUUACAACAUGAACGGGCAUAUGAAUUUUUUUGAGUGCUUGUUUCGUAGUUCAGGGAUAUCUAGCGUCAUCUUUACGUCAUGUCACGUGCUGUUAGGCCUCAGUUUGGAUCGCUACAUUAAAAUCAUGGCGCCUUUCCACGCCAUCAGGCUAGAGAAUGGGAAAUUUGUCAAGUUCUACCUAGGUAUUUUAUGGAUAUUAUUUUUCUUUUGUCUGAGCGUCCCAUCUAUGACGUGGAUACACGAUCACAUACCAUACAAUGAAUGUUCAUUUUUCGGAGUGUUAAAGAAGGAAUAUCUUUUGACACUGGUUACAUUUAUGACCUUUGCCCUAUUUUGUCAGUGUCUGAUAUACGGACACAUUACAUUCAUAGCUUUGUCUAAAGGUAAUCUGCAUUUGCAUCCGCAAGGAUUCACAGGAAAGGCAACGGCAUCAUCCAAUAGACAAAUUCUGAAGACAACUAGAGCUGUUCUGCUCGUAUGUGGAUUAAACUUCAUCACGAGUGUACCAGUGGGUAUCUUUGUGUUUUUAGUCUCAACAAGAAAUAGUGAAGAAGAGCAGGACCAUUACAAACAAGGCGAAGUCCUAAUGUACGUGGCCACGCCCCUUUAUUUGAACAGCCUAAUCAACCCUUUCCUGUACGCUUUUAAAAUCCCAGACGUAAAGCGGUCCUUAUCGCGUAUAUUUCAUUGGUCCAGAAGCAGGCAAAGGGUGGAGCCCAAAAAUACCACGUGUCCUACCCAAGUGCAAAUGUCAGUCAUUGAAAUAAAGGGAUGA